AAUUAGUGAUGAAGAUUUAAAUGAAAAUUAUUUUGAAUCAUUAUGGGAAACAAAUCCUGAAGAAUUUCAUCAUAUAACAAUACUUUCUGAUGUUUUACCUAUUUUAUUAGCAUUAAUACAUGAUGGUAAAGUAAAUGGUCAAAUUGAUAUAUGUAAUAAAAGUACAAUAUCAUUGAAAUAUUUUCAAAAAAUUAAUUCAAAUGAAAUCAAACAAGAGAAUAUUUUACCUCAAUCAUCAAUUGAAAUCAAAGAUCUAACAGAUAAAUUUGAACAAUGGAAUAAACAAAUGAUUUUACCUGGAACACGACAACUUUAUCAAGCAUCUUUUUUAUUACCAAAUGUAUUAAAAAGUAUUGAACAAGUUAUACAACAACAAAAACUCAAUAUGAAUCAAAAUACAUCAAAAGUAUUACUUGUUACUGGUGGAUGUGGAUUUAUUGGAAGUACAUUUAUUAAUCAUUGGAUUCAAACAUAUCCGAAUGAUAAAAUUAUUAAUGUUGAUCGACUUGAUCCAGUUGCUAAUACAAAAAAUAUUUCCAAUCCAAAUUCACCUAAUUAUACGUUAAUUGUUGCAAAUAUUAAUAAUAAAGAUAUUGUUUUACAUCUUUUUAAUCAAUACAAUAUCACACAUAUUAUUCAUUUUGCAGUUCAAGCUCAUCUUGAUACUUCGUUUGGUAAUAGUAUUACAUUUACAGAAUCGAAUGUCUACGGAACUCAUUCUGUGCUUGAAGCAAGUCGAAUUUAUGGUAAAAUUCAAAAAUUUCUUCAUAUAAGUACUGAUGAAGUUUAUGGUGAAACACCAUCUGGUAGUAAUCAAGAAAUCUGUCUUCUUAAUCCACUUAAUCCAUAUGCAGCAACAAUAGCAGCAGCUGAAUUUCUUGUUAGAUCCUAUGGUGAAAGUUUUAAAUUACCUUAUUGUAUAAUUCGUUUAUGUAAUGUCUAUGGACCACGACAACAUAUUGAAAAAGUUAUUCCGACCUUCAUUAACAAUUUAUCACAUGGAGAAAAAAUAAAAAUUCAUGGUGAUGGUAAACAAAUACGUCAUUUUCUUUACGUUGAUGAUGUUAUUCAUGCUAUUGAAAUUAUUUUUAAUAAAGGAAAAACAAAAAUGAUUUAUAAUAUUGGAACAAAAAAUGAAUUUCAUGUUCUUGAUAUAGCAAAAUAUGUUUUAGAAAAACUUCAAUUAAAUAAAAAUCUUGAUGAUGUUAUUAUAUAUGUUAAACCUCGAUCAUUUGCUGAAAAACGAUAUUGUACAACAACAUCUGGAUUAAUUAAAUCACUUGGUUGGAAAGAACAAAUAUCAUUUGAUCAAGGAUUAGAAAAAACUAUUCAAUGGCUUAGAGCAAAUCCUGAUUAUUGGACAAAAUAA
This is a messenger RNA of Rotaria sordida, 1369 nucleotides long. NCBI's taxonomy places the organism in Eukaryota, Metazoa, Rotifera, Eurotatoria, Philodinida, Philodinidae. The record is from the annotation of a GenBank genome assembly.